Molecule: messenger RNA, 1242 nt
Organism: Jatropha curcas
Lineage: Eukaryota; Viridiplantae; Streptophyta; Magnoliopsida; Malpighiales; Euphorbiaceae
Biological process (GO): telomere maintenance; DNA repair
Molecular function (GO): DNA helicase activity
Source: RefSeq, a predicted model, not a curated record
AUGACAGCAGUGAAUGAAGACAAAGGUGGAUUGUUCUUUUUAUAUGGUUAUGGAGGUACUGGCAAGACUUUUAUUUGGAGGACUCUCUCUUCUGGAAUAAGAUCUAGAGAUGACAUUGUGUUAACUAUGGCAUCAAGUGGUAUUGCAUCACUUUUGUUAUCGGGAGGUCGGACAGCUCAUUCCAGGUUUAAAAUUCCUCUCAAUUUAAAUGAAGAUUCAACAUGCAAUAUAAAGCAAGGUAGUCCUCUAGCCUUGUUCUUUUUAUAUGGUUAUGGAGGUACUGGCAAGACUUUUAUUUGGAGGACUCUCUCUUCUGGAAUAAGAUCUAGAGAUGACAUUGUGUUAACUAUGGCAUCAAGUGGUAUUGCAUCACUUUUGUUAUCGGGAGGUCGGACAGCUCAUUCCAGGUUUAAAAUUCCUCUCAAUUUAAAUGAAGAUUCAACAUGCAAUAUAAAGCAAGGUAGUCCUCUAGCCAACUUGAUUAUUAAAGCAAAGUUAAUUAUUUGGGAUAAGGCACCAAUGAUGCAUAGGUUUUGUUUUGAAGCACUUGACCAAAUUCUCAAAGACAUUCUGAGAUUUAAAAGUGCAUCCAGUUUAGAUCAGCCUUUUGGAGUUUUGAAGCUGAAAAAGAAUAUGAGGUUGCAAGGAAAUCAUUCGAACGUAAAUUUGGAUGAGUUAAAGAAUUUUUCUGGUUGGAUUUUGGCAAUUGGAGAUGGAAAUAUUGGAAAAUCAGUUGAUGACAUUGAAAAUGUUCAAAUCCCCGAUGAUCUUCUCAUAAAUCAUUAUGAUGAUCCAAUAUCGAUGAUUGUUGAAAACAUCCUUGAGAAAUCAUAUUUGAGUUUUGAUUCGGUUUUUAUGUCUGAUCAUGCUUUCGGAUCAUUGGAACAUGUAAAUACACUAGAAUUUGUGAAUAGUAUAUGUUCUAGAGUUCCAAAUCACUCUAUCACUUUGAAGGUUGGCGUUCCUGUGAUGUUAUUGAGAAAUAUAGAUCAGUCAUCUGGAUUGUGUAAUAGGAUAAGGUUAAUCAUCGCAAGACUUGGGAAUCAGGUUAUUGAAGCAAAGGCUUUAUCAGGAAAUUUAGUUGGAAAAAAAGUCUUAAUUCCAAGAAUGACACUGACUCCAUCUAAAGAGAAAGUGGUGUUUCUUCCACCUAUAUUGCCUACAAAAUCAUUGCUGAAGCAACUCAUCAUUCAAGACCUACAUUCAGAAACUUUAUUAUACUCUGAUGGAUCUAAUGCAUAG